AUGACGCUAGCUGAAAAAGAUAUCUGGGAACUUGAUCUCGAGAAUCAAACGCGGACGGCACUAACCAAGCUCACGAGACAAUAUGAGAAUUCAGGGGGAUUGUUGCUGCGUGCUGUGCUUCGCUGUUACGGACUGGAGCUGGCCAUGUGUGGUUUGGCUUCCAUUGCGUCUGCAGCCUGUGAACUGGCUGCACCAGUAGUGCUGCAUCAUGUGCUUGAAGCCUUUACUGCACCGCAGACGGACUUACACGACUUGUGUAUCUGGUUGGGGCUCUUCUUUGCGUCACGUCUACUGAAUGCUCUACUGUCGGCGCAUUUGGAGUAUUAUGUUCAAAUCAUUGGACUUCGAGCUACGUCGGCCAUUAGAGCGUUUCUGUUUCUAAAGUCUCUUCGCAGUUCUUCCUCCAGCUCCAGCUCUGUCGAGAUUAUGAACCUGUUUACUUCAGACAUGGGUAACAUCACGAUUAUGAUCCAGUACAUCAACUCUACGUGGGUGCUUCCUCUUCAGAUUGGUGCAAUUGUGUACAUGUUGUACUGGGUUAUUGGUCUUGCAGCUUUUGCAGGGCUGGCUUUGAUCGUGCUUUGCUCGCUUCUAGGAAUGAUUGUUGGCAAAAUGGCCGCGGAUCCCACACAAGAAGAGGGUGUUGCUAUCGACGUGCAGAACGGUACAUUGGGAUGGAAUACCGAUACGACGGUUUUAAACGAUGUAAACUUCCAGAUCAAGCGAGGGGAUCUAGCGGUUGUCCAUGGCGCGGUGGGCUCGGGCACGAGUUCGUUGUGCUACGCUCUACUAGGAGAAAUGCAAAGAAUCGACGGACGUGUUUUUGUUCGUGGGAAAGUGGCCUACUACUCACAGCAGCCGUGGAUCCAGAACUUGUCCAUUCGUGACAAUAUUCUGUUUGGACACGAGUUCGAUGAAGCCAAGUAUGGAAAAGUGCUGGAGGCUUGUGGGCUUGUGGCGGAUAUGAAGCACUUUCCAAGUGGAGACUUGACUGAAAUCGGAGAAAAAGGAGUCAACUUGUCUGGUGGCCAGAAAGCUCGUGUUAGCCUGGCUCGCGCUUGCUACGCUGACGCAGACGUGUAUAAACUGGAUUCCCCUUUGGCCGCUGUUGAUGCUGCUGUUCGAAAUGAGAUCUUUGGCAAGUGUAUUUGUGGUUUACUUGGAGACAAGACAGUUCUCCUGGUAACUCAUAGCCGCGAUGUGAUUCGAUCUCCAGCGGUUAACUACAUUGUGAGGGUAGAAGACGGCACUGUGCAUGGAGAACGACUAGCGAACCAGAUCCAUCGCAUGGAUGAGGAGCGACAACAAGGACGAGUUACUAGUGACGUGUUUUGGAUCUACUUCAAAGCGCUAGGCGGGGCGAAAAUGUGUGUGCUGGUGGUCGUAUCGCAGCUACUGUGGCAAGCUUUUCAGAUUGGGAGCGAUUUCUGGUUGAGCCACUGGACAAGUGAAGCUUCUGUUGCCGAUAACGAGACGAAUAUGGAGGUAUACGCUCUUCUAGGUGGAGGAGGGGUAUUAAUGGUAUUGCUACGCUCAGUGUGUGUAGUGUUUGCUGGACUGCGUGGCGCUCGGUACCUCUUUGGCGCUAUGACAGACGCGCUAAUGCACGCUCCAAUGAAAUUCUUCGAUACUAAUCCCAUUGGAAGAAUUGUGAAUCGCUAUACGACGGAUAUUGGCUCGAUCGAUUUUCAGCUGCCUUUGAUCAGCGCUAGUAACCGCAGCCUACGUGGUGAACUUUCUCGGCAUUCUGGUGGUCCCGCUGGCUUGGAUACCGUGAGCGAGAUGUGGUACAUUGUGCGCAUUCAGCUUAUCGGCUGUGCUGUUGUGAUUGGCAUCGUGUCUGCCCUGGUAUAUCUCCGCGACCUCUUGCCUCCUGGAUUCAUAGGGUUGGCCUUCACGUACGCGCUCAACGUUGACGCGGGUCUGGCGAAUAUUGCUCGCCAGUGGUCGUUCGUGGAGCUCAUUAUGGUGAGCCCAGAACGUGUUAUGGAGUACGCGUCAAUUGCCCCAGAAGGUAGCAACAUGCUUGUUGAGAUUGAACCAGCGAUUGAUUGGCCUCUUCGUGGGGUUAUCACCUUUCAGAAUGUCAACUUCAGCUACGAGCGAGGAGAUCUCAUAUUGAAGAAUGUGUCGUUCACGAUCGGGAACAAUGAAAAAGUUGGCAUCGUCGGACGAACAGGGGCUGGUAAAUCUAGCUUGAGCAUGGCGCUUUUUCGGAUCAACGAGUUAGUGUCCGGGCAGAUUUGCAUCGAUGGAAUUGACAUCUCCACGAUUUCGGUACGGAAGCUUCGAGCUGGGAUGUCAAUUAUUCCUCAGGUACCAGUUUUAUUCAAUGAGCCUCUUAGAGACUACCUCGACCCUUUUGACCAGCUCACGGAUGAAGCUAUUUGGGUGGCCAUCGAUAAGGUUGGUAUGAAAUCAAAGAUUAGAAAUAUCGAGAACCAGCUGGAGUUCGAGUUGGGCGAGAACGCAGGCACCUUUAGCGUCGGAGAGCGGCAAUUACUGUGUUUAGCUCGAGCGGUGUUAAAAUGCAGUCGGAUUGUGGUGAUGGAUGAAGCAACUUCCUCAAUUGAUCAUGACACCGAGCAAAACUUGCAGAAGAUGCUGCGUCAGAACUUACAAGACACUACGACCGAGUCAUGGUACUCAGCCAAGGCACUGUCGUAG
Molecule: messenger RNA, 2667 nt
Organism: Phytophthora infestans T30-4
Lineage: Eukaryota; Oomycota; Peronosporomycetes; Peronosporales; Peronosporaceae
Product: ATP-binding Cassette (ABC) Superfamily
Exons: 7
Coding region: 1-2667 (888 amino acids)
Biological process (GO): transmembrane transport
Cellular component (GO): membrane
Molecular function (GO): ATP binding; ATP hydrolysis activity; ABC-type transporter activity
Source: RefSeq, a predicted model, not a curated record